GGUGCUGAAGCCUCGGCUGCUUUUCCUCUAUGUGCCGACAGCUCGCGCAGCCAGGAAUCCGCUUACCAAGCGUCCAAAUUAAAGAAAGGGACCUCCGCAUUUCGGCUGAUUAUUCUCGACUGUUUUCACUCUGCGAAUUACUGCAGAAGCAACCCGCGCGCGUCCCUUUAUAUUUUGCAGACGCCUUGCUUGUUUUAUUUUCCCCCGCUGGAAGUAUUUUUUUUAACACACGGACGCUCUGUAUUGCAACGUGAGAGCAAACCUCGACUUUAGAAGACAUGUUUACGGCACAAGACUGCCAAUUUAAGACCCUUUUCACGGUUUUGGUUCUUGCUGCUGCCGUCUCCAAAAUACACGGGCAAGGUCUAAGGGAAAGUAACGGCAUCAGUGGGAGAACACUGGACUCGAACAGAGACAUCUUUACACACUUUUCAACACAAGACACAGAAAGUGAAGUCCAUUCAGUUACGACAGCCUCACCGAUGAAUAUACCGAAUCAUCAGCCUGUCUUCAAGGGUCUGCUGCUUCACGAACGCCUUCUUACAAGGGAUUUCCAGGGGGACCAGCAUUUUUUUAGGAAGGAUGGCUCUGUAGCUGCAUAUCCCACCAUUCCAGGCUCUCCAUUUGCUCCAAAUGCAGGAGAUGCUGUCACUCAAAUUGUUGCCCAUAAGGAUGCCCCAGCCUUCUCAGAUGUUGCCUCUACUUCCACUGCAGCUGCCACCUCCCCACUGACUACGUUUUCUCCCACAACACCGGCGCCACUCAUGUCUUUCCCUCAGAAGAAGUCAACUAAGGAGAAAGCCAAAGAUGGAGACAAGAUGGAGACAACAACAGGCUCCAUCACUACUCAAAUGACACCAUUUAUUAAAGGAAGUGAAAACAACCCAGUGGCUUCCUGGUCCACAGGAGGAAGAAAUUUUCCCGUAGAGUCCACACUUGCACCUGUGUCAACAAUAAUGGAGAAAGGACAGCUGAGGGAAACAACACUAACAAAUGAAACCAGCCCAGAUUACCUACUCCCCAAGCAAACUUCACCCACUCAAGAGGAAGGUACCACAACGGCAUCCACAACUGUGAUCACAACUACUACCAUCACCACCAUGCAAACAUCAGAGCCAUGCAGCAUGAAUUUCACUGACCCUGAGGGGAACAUCGAAAUCUUACAGCAACUUGACUCUGGCAUGGAGUGCAACUACUUGAUUACUGUCUAUCUGGGAUAUGGCAUUGAAGUUCAGGUGCUCAAUGUGAGUGUGUUGGAGGGGGAACAGGUGACAGUGGAGGAUACAGGUGGCCAAGAACCCUUUAUUCUUGCUAAUGAGUCUGUUUUGAUGAGGGGCCUUGUUCUACGCAGCUGGAGCAACCAGAUAUCAAUCCGUUUUCACAGUGACCAACGGCUCAGUUCUGGAUUCCUUCUGCUGCGUUAUCAAGCCUUUGUGCUUAGCUGUGCAUUCCCCAAAGAGCCUGCUGGAGGAGAGGUUUCGGUGACACACCUCCACGCUGGUGGAGAAGCUUACUUCAAAUGUUUCACUGGAUACAAGCUUCAAGGUCCUAAAAUGCUCAUGUGUCGCAAUGCAACUACACCUUACUGGAGUGGAAAGGAACCCAAGUGUGUGGCAUCCUGUGGGGGAAUGAUAAAAAAUGCCACCUACGGUCGUAUUGUCUCUCCUGGUUUCCCUGGCAACUACAGCAACAACCUGACUUGCCACUGGGUACUGGAAGCUCCUGAAGGCCACCGGCUUCAUAUCCACUUUGAGAAGGUUGCUCUGGCAGAGGAUGAUGACAGGUUGCUAAUAAAAAAUGGCAACAAUAUCGACUCUUCUCCUGUGUACGACUCCUAUGAGGUAGAAUACUUGCCCAAUGAGGGGGUUCUCAGUACUGGACGAUACCUGUUUGUAGAGUUCACCACAGAUGGGACAGUGACUUCCACUGGUGCAGCCAUCAGAUACGAAGCUUUUGCAAAGGGAAUGUGCUAUGAGCCCUUUGUGAAGUAUGGCAACUUCAGCAGCAGUGACUCCACUUAUAGUGUAGGAUCUGUGGUUGAAUUCUCAUGUGACCCUGGCUACACAUUGGAACAAGGUUCUGUAGUGAUUGAGUGUGUGGAUGCACAAAACCCACAGUGGAAUGAAACAGAGCCAGCCUGUAGGGCUGUGUGCAGCGGGGAGAUCACAGACUCUGCUGGUGUGGUGUUGUCACCUAACUGGCCUGAGGCCUAUGACAAGGGGCAAGACUGCAUCUGGGGUAUCCAUGUGGAAGAGGACAAAAGGAUCAUGCUAGACAUCCAAGUCCUCAAUUUAGGUAAGAAUGAUCAGUUGACCUUCUACGAUGGUGAUGACCUGACAGCCAGCAUCCUGGGUCAAUACAGUGGAACACGGCCACACUUCAAGCUCUACACCUCCAUGGCUGACGUCACCGUUCAGUUUCAGUCAGAUCCUGCCACCAACAUCUAUGGCUACAACAACGGCUUUGUGGUUCACUUCUUUGAGGUGCCAAGGAAUGACACUUGCCCAGAACUGCCAGAGAUCCCUAAUGGCUGGAAAAGCACCUCCCACCCUGACCUAAUCCACGGCACCGUCGUCACCUACCAGUGCUACCCUGGAUAUACACUGCUGGGCUCAGAGAUCCUCAUGUGUCAGUGGGAUCUCACCUGGAGCGGCGAUGUGCCAAAAUGUGAAGAAGUGAUGACAUGUCGAGAUCCAGGAAAUGUGGAGCACAGCCGGAAAGUGAUCACAGGCAGCCGCUUUGCCGUUGGAUCAACUGUUCAGUUUAUCUGUAAUAAAGGCUACGUCCUGUCUGGCACUAGUCUCCUCACCUGCUACAACCGAGAUUCAGCCAUGCCCAAGUGGAGUGACAGGCUACCCAAGUGUGUCCCUGAAAAGUAUGAGCCAUGCAGGAACCCUGGUGCUGCUUCCACCAGUGUGCAGAGCUCAGAAAAGGCCUUUUAUCAAGCAGGAGAGAUUUUGACCUUCUCUUGCCGUACUGGCUAUGAGCUUCAGGGUGGAGCCACCAUCUACUGUGUCCCUGGACACCCAUCACAGUGGAAUAGCACUCCUCCAGCUUGCAGAGCAUCUUCAGCACAGUAUGUGAAUGAACGGAGGCUUGAUGUUGUUAAUAUGGACUACAGCUUGGAGGGAACCAAUAUUACCCUUGCAGUUUUUAUCCCAACUGCAGUCGUCUUGGUGGUUGUUUUGGGGAUCUAUGUCUACUUUACAAAACUUCAAGGGAAGUCUGUCAGAAUGCCGACAUCCUCGCCGCCGUAUGACAACAUGACAGAAGAGUCAGCUUUUGACAACCCUAUAUAUGAGAGUGGACACUGGCAGGCCCGUUGUAGAUACUAAAUCCUGUCAGUAUUUCCACUGGCUGUACUGCAGAAAACCUGAGGACAUAUGAAAAAGAUUAAGAGGUGUCCAUUUAAAGACCUUAAAGAAAGAACUGCUCAAGCUUUGCCUUUUGGGGCCCUCUCUGCACUGCUCAUCUUUUCCUGCAACCUGUUUUUGUCCCCAUUUUAUUUGAUUUUCAUUACCUCUUUUGUUUAUAUCAGUGUAAAUACAUCUUUCUUUCCACGGUCAAUCUGUGAAUCUGUGUAACACCGUGGUGAUAUUUUUAUAAAGUAAGAUGUUGCUGACCAUUGGUGAUUGUAUGUUUUCAAGUACUUCUUGAUGGCCUAAGCAAGUGGUCUGUAGAGACUGAGAGAAACAGUGUUUUGAUUAUUACGACCAGUUGGAUAAGUCCCCGAUCAUCCAUCAUUCUUUGGAAAAAAUUCCUUCCUUUCUUUCUUUCUUUUGUGUGUGUAUGGAACUGCUAUUUGUAAAUAAACUGCCCGUCCAAUAUGAGUGCCUCACGACUGACUAUAACCUGAGAGAAUCACAUGUGAAAAUGUUUGUAAAAAAUAAUCCUCGGUUCAACGAUCAUCUUAAAUUUCCUGGCUUGACGCAGCACUCCACCCCCUUGUUCGGGUUUUUCUAUCAUGUAUUGUCAUAUAGAUAUUUAUCAAAUAAGUUCCCACCAGUUGAUAUGUGGUUCCAAAUACAUAUAGCCUCAGAGGAUUCUUCAGACUUUUAUUUCCAUUUCAGACAGUAGAACUUAUUGUAAAAUGCCUCAAAGGAUCAGUAGCAACAUGUUGAUCUGUUCCAAAAUGCAGUUGCAUCUUGUUAUUAGCAGACAUUGAGAUGAUAACUAAGAAUUCUAGUGGAAGUAUAACACUGGAUUUAACAUGAUGCUGUCACACAUCACACCGAUUAUGUUACAAAGUGAUUUGAAUCAUGCAGUACAUUAAAUAUAUAUAAAUAUACAACAGACGAUUGUUAUAAAGUUGUGAUGUGCAAUGAAAUGGUAGAUAAAAUUCAUCUCCUCUGUGCAUAUCCUGUAUACUUUAAUUCCUCUUUCAGCAUCACAGCUGCUGCAACCACCCAGGAAACCAAAUCACUUCAAGCAUCUAUAAUUCCCUGAAAGAUAAUAAAAUGAACAGUUGUUUAAA
Molecule: messenger RNA, 4474 nt
Organism: Melanotaenia boesemani (Boeseman's rainbowfish)
Lineage: Eukaryota; Metazoa; Chordata; Actinopteri; Atheriniformes; Melanotaeniidae
Product: seizure protein 6-like
Exons: 18
Coding region: 279-3335 (1018 amino acids)
Biological process (GO): synapse maturation; regulation of dendrite development
Cellular component (GO): endoplasmic reticulum; dendritic shaft; neuronal cell body
Source: RefSeq, a predicted model, not a curated record